UUUCCGGUCAUUUUGAGCCGUGCAGUAUGUCCGCCUGUACGUCCCGGCGAGAGACGAGAGGGACCGCCGAUCACCGCUGAUCCCCGGUGCCGUGACAAAGAGGGUGACACUGCUCUGUGGCGUAUCAUCUCCGAGGCCGGGCUGUCGAAGACCCCCCCCCCCGACCUCCCCUUUUCCGUGCGGAUCUUCAGAAACCGACCAGAGCUCCAUGACUCCCCAGUGUGACGACUAGGUGAAGGUAUCCAGACUCCUGCAGUUUAUAAUCCUGACAUGAUGGGGGACUCACUCUGCCUGUCCCAUCGUGCCACUGAAGCAGUGCCCAGCAGAAGGAGCUUAAUCACAGUUCUACCUUUUGCGUUACUGCUGCCAACAGUGAGAGUCAGUGCACAGUUGAUGGGAAGCCCCCUGGACUGCCACAAGACUUGUGUGUGUGCCAGCAACAUCGUCAGCUGCUCUAAGAUGAAUCUAACCAACGUCCCCCUUGGUCUUCCACAAUACACAGCUGUUCUGGACCUCAGCUUCAACUCCAUCACCAGGCUACGUGCUGAGUGGACCCCUGUCAAACUCGGCAGACUGCACAGUCUGCUGCUCAGCAACAAUGGCCUCACUUUUCUGUCCUCUGAGGCAUUUGUGCAUGUGACAAAGCUUCGAUACCUGGACCUGUCCUCUAAUGGCCUCGUCCUGCUGGACGAGUUCAUCUUUGAGCCGCUGGAACACCUGGAGGUGCUGCUGCUUUAUAACAACCACAUCUCCCAGAUAGAUCGUUCUGCUUUCUCUGGCCUCAUCAGUCUGCAGAGGCUCUACCUGAGCCAAAACCAGAUCUCACGCUUCCCCUUGGAGCUGGUGAAGGAGCGUAGCCGGCUGAAAACUCUUAGGCUGCUGGAUGUUUCCUCCAACCGAAUCAAAGUCCUGCCUCUGCAUGAGCUUCGGGCUCUGCCCGCCUGGAUCAAGAAUGGUCUGUACUUCCACAACAACACUCUGCCCUGCAGCUGCGAGCUGUACGAUGUGGUGGUACGCUGGCACCUCAAGGAGCUCAGCUCUGUCACUGACUUCAGGAGCAGCCAUACUUGUGUGCUGCCAGGCACGCAGAAAGAGAAAAUGCCCAUACUGGAUCUGGACAAGGUCAAUUUGAACUGCAGUGAGGUCAAAAGUAUGGAUGAAGAGGCCUAUCUGGAGCAGUUCCUGGUGCUGGACUGUGACACCAGGGAGAAGGACAUGAUGAAGAGCUGGGUGCUGCCGGGAAAUAUCCCAGUGUCUCCAGCAAACAAGACUGCUGUGAUGCGUCCUGAUGGCAGCCUCCAGAUUGGGCCCCUGAGGGCAGAAGACUCAGGGGUCUACACCUGCUAUGCCACAAGUGACUCCCUCAAUGAGACACUGUAUGUAACUGUAGUGGUGUUUAAUUCUACUCUGAGUGGUGGACUGGAGAACCUAAAAACAGCCUACACCACCCUCGUAGCAUGUCUGGUCAGUAUAGUUAUGGUUCUCAUCUACCUCUAUCUCACACCCUGCCGCUGCGCUUGUUGUCCAGGUCAUGGCCUGGAGAAAAAUGACCCCCAAGACAGCCUCCACUCUUCAACUGCCAGCAUUUCUCAGGCACACGAGGAGACAGGGCAGGAAAGAGUGGAAGGCGGAGGCUUCCCCUACAGACAUGUGGGCUUCCUGGAAAUCAAGGACCAGUUGGAGCAGAACGGGAGGUUGAAUCCAAUAGGUGAGGAAGAUGAGGAGUGGCAGGGGGAAAACAGGGAGAGAAGGAGGUCUGACGCAGAGUCUGUCAGCUCUGUGUGCUCCGAUACCCCCAUGGUUUUGUAAAAGUCACUGGCAGACCCUGCAGGGUAAGAUUUUUAUGCUCUGAAUGUGCGCAAGAUUAAAACUGUAGCAUCUUCCGUAAAGUUAAACCUUUAUUUGGCUCUCACAGUUGUUGGUACUGUUUCAGUAGCAUGUACUGUUGAUAAAAAAUGAAUUAUCAGUGUAAUGUCAUCCGAAAGCAAAAGAAAAAAAACACCCCAAAGCAUCCUGUUAAUGCCUAGAAAUAUGUUGUUAAAACUGUUUAUCGCCUACAUUACAAUGCAUACAUUUAUCUCAUACAAUUUAAAUGAUUACGAUUCCUUACCGUUGCAAAAG
Messenger RNA from Xiphias gladius (swordfish), 2121 nucleotides. RefSeq names its product amphoterin-induced protein 1-like. Gene Ontology annotation, molecular function: protein binding. NCBI's taxonomy places the organism in Eukaryota, Metazoa, Chordata, Actinopteri, Istiophoriformes, Xiphiidae. Bases 271 to 1809 code for a protein of 512 amino acids. The transcript has 2 exons. Gene Ontology annotation, biological process: brain development. The record is from RefSeq and is a predicted model, not a curated record.